Messenger RNA from Abrus precatorius (Indian licorice), 485 nucleotides. Its product is annotated as mitochondrial import receptor subunit TOM9-2. Lineage: Eukaryota; Viridiplantae; Streptophyta; Magnoliopsida; Fabales; Fabaceae. The transcript has a single exon. The record is from RefSeq and is a predicted model, not a curated record. The coding region runs from base 71 to 370 and encodes 99 amino acids. Gene Ontology annotation, cellular component: mitochondrial outer membrane. Gene Ontology annotation, biological process: intracellular protein transport.
AAUAUCGCAGCACAGUGAGAUCGAAAUUGCGAAGGGGCUAAAACCCUAAUUACCUCAUUCAUUCGUUUCCAUGGCGUCGCAAUCUCGAAGAGGUGGAGUCUCGCUCCCAGACAGGCCAAGGAACGACGGCGGCUCCAUCAUCACCAAGAUCUCACGCUCCCCCAUCAUCUACCGAAGCAAGCAAGCCGCCGGCGACGCCGCAUUCGUUGCCAAGAAGCUCCUCCGAAGCACCGGCAAGGCCGCGUGGAUUGCCGGCACCACCUUCCUCGUUCUCGUUGUCCCUCUCAUCAUCGAGAUGGAUCGAGAGCAACAGCUCAACGACCUCGAGCUUCAGCAGGCCAGCCUCCUCGGUACCCCCUCCACCAAGUGAAUUAACCCUAGGUUUUCUCAGAUCUAUGUUCUUCUGAUUCUAGAGUUUCAAUAAUUUUACGUUUGUACCUUUUCAGAAACCUCACUGGGAGAAGUUUUGUGUAUUCUUAAGCUUA